Messenger RNA from Haliotis rufescens (red abalone), 1316 nucleotides. RefSeq names its product radical S-adenosyl methionine domain-containing protein 2-like. Gene Ontology annotation, cellular component: endoplasmic reticulum membrane; lipid droplet. Bases 170 to 1168 code for a protein of 332 amino acids. The record is from RefSeq and is a predicted model, not a curated record. Gene Ontology annotation, biological process: defense response to virus. The transcript has 7 exons. Gene Ontology annotation, molecular function: 4 iron, 4 sulfur cluster binding; catalytic activity. Lineage: Eukaryota; Metazoa; Mollusca; Gastropoda; Lepetellida; Haliotidae.
GUAGUUGAACAUGGAUGAGUAGUUUUGCUUUCAGUUCAACGAAUAAUGAAUAUUCCCAGCCUUAGAUAAUCACGUGAUCAUGUUUCCCAGAACGUGGCUACUACGCGAUAGCAUAUAAACGCAAGGCGCGAACCAUCUGUCAGAUACCCCGAGUUCAUACGUGGACAGGAUGACAGGUUUUCUAAUAGUGAGUGCAUCGUUCUACAUCGUCAGAUCAUUCAUACAACGUUGUUGGGCGUGGCUCACGGGAACGUCGUCAGUGUGCUCCCAGACACAAAGUUACUCGACAGUGACGCCUGUGAGCGUCAACUACCACUUCACGCGACGAUGCAACUACAAAUGCGGUUUUUGUUUUCACACGGCAAAGACGUCGUUCGUUCUCCCCCUGGAGGAAGCUAAGAGAGGACUAAAAGCUCUCAGUGAUGCAGGCAUGCAGAAGGUGAACUUCUCUGGGGGAGAGCCCUUUCUGGAGGACAGGGGUCAGUACGUGGGCGACCUCGUGACCUACUGCAAGCACGACCUUCACCUUCCCAGCGUCUCCAUCGUCAGUAACGGGAGCUUGAUCAAAGAGUCAUGGUUCGUUAAAUACGGCGAAUACCUGGACAUACUGGCACUGUCAUGUGACAGCUUCAACCCAGAGACUAACGAGCUGAUUGGUCGACAACAGGGAAGGAGGAGUCACCUAGGCUCCCUGCAGCGAGUCCGAGACUGGUGUUACAAGUACAAGGUCGCGUUCAAACUCAACACAGUGGUGAAUACUUUCAACAAGGACGAAGACAUGAGUACCCACGUGACAGAGCUGAAGCCGUGUAGGUGGAAGGUUUUCCAGUGUUUGGUGCUGGAGGGGGAGAAUGCCGGGGAGGAUGCGCUCCGUGAUGCAGAGAAGUUCGUCAUCUCAGACGAGGAAUUCCGGGAUUUCCUCAGCCGCCACAAGGGAGUUCCAUCACUCGUGCCCGAGUCGAAUGAAAAGAUGCAGAAUUCCUAUCUAAUUCUUGACGAAUUUAUGAGGUUCCUGGAUUGUCGAUCUGGUUCAAAACAUCCGUCCAAAUCCCUGCUGGAUGUCGGAGUACAACAAGCUCUGGAUUUCAGUGGAUUUGACGAGAAGAUGUUCCUUGCACGAGGAGGUCGCUACAAAUGGAGCAAGGCUGACAUGAGACUCGAGUGGUGAAAACAGGCUUCCAUCGCACAGUGAUGGGAAGAUGCUCAUGCUUAAUGUACGGGUUCUGUACAUGUUAGAUUCUGGAGGGGAUUACGUUUUCUUAAAAAGAUAAUGAUGUUCACGAAAAUGCUGGAAUAAAAAAUUGUACUUCACCACC